UUACGUACAUGGAUUUCAAGUUUCUUAUCAACUCAUCCUCAGAACCAUGACUAGUAGCAGUAAACAAUUACUACGCAGAGAGUUGCAUGCGCUUUCAAAAACUUACAGCGUUUGCGAUUUACCCUCCAAAAACCCACAAGACUACGUUCGCUUACUUUCAUCGUGCAAAUACUUCAAUUCUCUCCUUCAAAUCCAUGCCCAAUUGAUAGUUUCGGCUCUUUUACAGCAUACCUCCAUAAAUACCCAUCUCAUAAAUUCUUACUCUUUCUUUCAAAAUUCCCAUUCCGCUCGCUUAGUUUUCGAUUCUGCACCAAGCCCAUCUGUUGUUCUAUACAAUUCUAUUAUAAGAGCUUACACAAGAGGAAACCAGCACAAAGAAGCCUUAAAAAUGUACCAUUUGAUGAUACAACAAGGACUAGAGCCAAAUAAAUAUACUUUCAUUUUUGUUUUGAAAGCUUGUACUGCUCUUUUAGACGUACAAGAGGGUGUUUCAGUUCAUAAUGAGAUUGUUAAUAAGGGACUAGAAUGUGAUGUGUUUGUAGCUACUGGUCUUGUUGAUAUGUAUAGUAAAAUGGGCAAUUUAAGUCUGUCUAGAGAAGUGUUUGAUAAAAUGCCUGAUAGAGAUGUUGUGGCUUGGAAUGCAAUCAUUGCUGGUUUGUCACAAAGUUCUGAUCCUUAUGAGGCAUUGGAGUUCUUUAAAUGUAUGCAAUUUAGUGGUGUGGAGCCUGAUCUAGUGAGUUUUUUUAACUUAGUUCCAGCUGUUUCGAAGUUGGGUAACCUGUGUUCUUGUAGGUCUAUCCAUGGUUAUGUUAUUAGGAGGGGUUUGGAUAAGAAUUUUUCUAAUGGUUUGAUUGAUAUAUAUAGUAAAUGUGGAGAUGUACAUGUUGCUAGAUGUAUUUUUAAUCAAAUGCAGAUGAGGGAUGCUGUUUCUUGGGGAACAAUGAUGGCAGGAUAUGCCCAUUAUGGAUACUUUGUUGAAGUUAUGGAAUUGUUUGAUCAGAUGAACAGAAAUAAUCUUAUAACAAAUAAGGCAUCUGCUGUAGCUGCUCUUUCAGCUGCCGGGGAGAUGAGAGAUUUAGAGAAAGGGAAGGAGAUACAUGAUUGUGUUAUUAAGCAGAAUUUCGACAUUGACAUUGCUACUUCUAUAAUCAGCAUGUAUGCAAAGUGUGGAGAACUGGAGAAGGCUAAGAAAUUGUUUGGGGAACUUCAAGAAAGGGAUUUAGUUGCUUGGUCUGCUAUAAUAGGUGCUUUUGUCCAAUCCGGCUAUCCUGAAGAGGCACUAUGCCUAUUCCAAGGUAUGCAAAACAGUAAUGUGAGACCAAACAGUAUAACUUUGAUUAGUUUUCUUCCAGCUUGUGGAGAACCAUUAUACCUGAGAUUAGGUAAGAGCAUUCAUUGCUAUGCUGUCAAGGCAAAUUUUGAUUCUGAUAUUUCAACCGGAACUUCCCUUGUUUCUAUGUAUGCUAAGUGUGGAUUCAUGAGGCCAGCAUUCAUUAUAUUCAACAGAAUGCCAUUUAAAGAUGUGGUAACAUGGAAUGCUUUGAUAAAUGGAUAUACACAGAUUGGUCACCCUAAUUAUGCAAUUCAGAUGUUCCAUGAAUUAGAGUUAUCUGAGAUAAAUCCAGACUCAAGAACUAUGGUGGGCUUGCUUUCAGCGUGUGUCAACUUAAAUGACCAGGGUCUAGGCUCUAGCAUCCACGGGAAAAUUAUUAGGUAUGGAAUUGGAUCUGACAGUCAUGUCAUGAAUGCUCUUCUGGACAUGUAUGCUAAAUGUGGAAACCUUUCCUCAGCCAAAAUGUUGUUUUACAGAGCUGAUUUUCCAAAGGAUGAAGUGUCAUGGAAUAUAAUAAUUGCUGGAUUCUUGCAAAACGGGAAUGCCAAAGAAUCGAUUUCUGCAUUUCAUCACAUGAGAUUGGGGAACUGGCAACCUAAUGUGAUAACUAUUGUGAGUGUCCUUCCUGCAACAGCAUAUUUGGCAGCCCUAAGAGCAGGAAUGGGAAUUCAUGCCUGUAUAAUUCAAAUGGGAUUUCAGUCUAAUACACUAGUUGGAAAUAGUCUCAUUGAUAUGUAUGCGAAAUGCGGGAGGCUAAAAUACGCAGAAAAAUGUUUCAAUGAAAUGGAAAAUAAAGACACGGUUUCAUGGAAUGCGAUGCUUGCAGGGUAUGCAAUCCAUGGGCAAGGGAGUCAGGCCAUUGCUCUUUUUUCACUAAUGCAAGAGAGACAAUUCAGGGUUGAUUCUGUGACAUUUCUCAAUGUUCUGUCUGCUUGUAGACAUUCAGGAUUAGUACAACAAGGGAAGGAAGUAUUUGAUUCCAUUUGCAAAACCCAUCACAUUGCCCCUGAUAUGGAGCACUAUGCAUGUAUGGUGGAUCUGUUAGUUCGUGCUGGUUUAUUCGGUGAAGCUUGGGAUUUCAUAAGCAAAAUGCCAAUUAAACCGGAUGCUGGAGUUUGGGGAGCCUUAAUAAGUGCAUGUAGAAUGCAUUCUAAUGUGCAAUUGGGAGAAAUUGCAUUGGAUCAUCUUGUUCAGCUGGAGCCUGAAAAUCCCACUCAUUAUGUCGUCUUAACAAACAUAUAUGCUCAAUCUGGAAGGUGGGAAGAUGCAAGCAACACAAAAUCAAAGAUGAAUCAAAGAGGGCUGACAAAAACUCCAGGCUGCAGCUGGGUUGAGGUCAAAAAUAAAAUUCAUGCUUUUCGAGCGGGUGACCAGAGCCACCCACAGUUAGAAAGUAUGCAACGUUUAUGGAGCAUAUUACUAGAGAAAAUGGAGCAAAUGGCGUAUGUUCCUGAUACAAGCUGUGUUUCACGGAAUGUGGAGGAAGAGGAUAAAGAGUUGUUCCUUUACAACCACAGUGAGCGGCUAGCCAUAGUUUUUGCUCUGCUAAAUACAGAGCCUGGAUCAACCAUCCUGAUAGUGAAGAAUCUCCGUGCUUGCACAGAUUGCCAUACGACCAUUAAGUUGAUUACAAAAAUCACCAGACGGCAAAUCAUUGUUAGAGAUGCAACUCGUUUUCAUCAGUUUAAGGAUGGAAUCUGCUCAUGCAACGAUUACUGGUGAACGGUCUUGUGGGUAAGCUUAUAAUGUUCAUAAGAAAUUUAUGGUUAAUCCUAACUUUCAAGCAAUUCAUCCUCCAGUAAACGUGCUUGGCUACUGUCUCUUAUAUAUUAUCAUGGAAAUUUAUUGAUUUUUAAUUUGCGAUUUAUUGUUUCAACCCCUCUAGAUCAGAGAUAGAAAAUUUAAAAGAAAUA
Molecule: messenger RNA, 3246 nt
Organism: Mangifera indica (mango)
Lineage: Eukaryota; Viridiplantae; Streptophyta; Magnoliopsida; Sapindales; Anacardiaceae
Product: pentatricopeptide repeat-containing protein At2g39620
Exons: 1
Coding region: 47-3055 (1002 amino acids)
Biological process (GO): RNA modification
Molecular function (GO): zinc ion binding; RNA binding; protein binding
Source: RefSeq, a predicted model, not a curated record